AUGGCAACUAACUUUGCCAAAACCAUAGACAAGAGCCUUAGAUUGUCUUUGCUGUUAAGCUUUGUUUUUGGGACAAUCUCUGUUGUAAUAAUGUGUGGUAACCUGCUUGUUAUCAUGGCUGUUACUUACUUUCGACAGCUCCACACUCCAACAAACUAUCUGGUUCUUUCUCUGGCUGUCUCUGACCUGCUGAUUGGAGCUGUUGUUUUGCCUUUUAGCACUGUUUUAUUUGUGAAUCCCUGUUGGGAUCUUCAAAGAAUUCUUUGUAACAUACGUGCUACAUUUGAUAUAAUUCUCUCUAUUAGUUCAAUAUUAAAUCUAUGCUUCAUCUCUAUUGACAGAUACUAUGCAGUGUGCCAGCCUCUGAUCUACAGAUCCAAAAUUACUUUUCAGAUUGUUGGAAUCAUGAUCUUUAUCACAUGGGCUGGUGCGGUGUCAAGUGGAAUCAUUAUCACCAGUGGAGGGAAGGCACAUGGAAAGGCAAAACAAAGAUGUGCAUUUUUUCGAAAUUCAAAUCUAAAUGUUAUUGGUGCUUUUACUGGCUUGUACAUCCCUAUCCUUAUCAUGUUUCCAAUUUACACAAAGAUUCUUCUUGUAGCUCGGAGACAGGCACGCAGCAUCCAGAGCACUAAUUCAGGUGUGACGGCGAGCAGAAUGGAGAGAAAGGCAACUUGCACGCUGGCCAUCGUGGUGGGGGUCUUCUUCUUCUGCUGGGCUCCUUUCCUGAUCUCUAUGACCUGUUUGCCUUUUAUUGAUUACACAGUUUCUGAUUCUAUAUUUGAAGCUUUCAAAUGGUUUGCAUGGACAAACUCGGGGCUCAACCCAUUCAUCUAUGCCUUCUUUUACAGCUGGUUCAGAUCUGCUUUCAGAAUUAUUCUUUCUGGACAAAUAUUCUUUAGAAAUGUGACAAAUGCAAAACUGUUUUAA
Periophthalmus magnuspinnatus is the source of this 927-nucleotide messenger RNA. RefSeq names its product trace amine-associated receptor 1-like. The coding region runs from base 1 to 927 and encodes 308 amino acids. Gene Ontology annotation, molecular function: G protein-coupled serotonin receptor activity; neurotransmitter receptor activity. Gene Ontology annotation, biological process: chemical synaptic transmission; G protein-coupled receptor signaling pathway, coupled to cyclic nucleotide second messenger. Gene Ontology annotation, cellular component: membrane; dendrite. The record is from RefSeq and is a predicted model, not a curated record. The transcript is spliced from 2 exons. Lineage: Eukaryota; Metazoa; Chordata; Actinopteri; Gobiiformes; Gobiidae.